Messenger RNA from Sporothrix brasiliensis 5110, 1152 nucleotides. RefSeq names its product ATP-dependent RNA helicase UAP56/SUB2. The coding region runs from base 1 to 1152 and encodes 383 amino acids. The transcript has 3 exons. Gene Ontology annotation, molecular function: RNA binding; RNA helicase activity; ATP binding. The record is from RefSeq and is a predicted model, not a curated record. NCBI's taxonomy places the organism in Eukaryota, Fungi, Ascomycota, Sordariomycetes, Ophiostomatales, Ophiostomataceae. Gene Ontology annotation, biological process: mRNA splicing, via spliceosome; mRNA export from nucleus.
AUGCGUUACAUAAAUUUGGAUUCUGAUGUUGGCUCCCUCGAAAUCCAGCAAACCUGCAUUCCCCAGGCCCUUAUUGGUGGUGACAUCAUCUGCCAGGCCAAGUCUGGUUCCGGUAAGACAGCCAUUUUCGUGCUGUCUACCCUGCAGCAGAUCGAGCCCGUCGACGGCGAGUGCUCGGUUCUCGUCCUGUGCCACACGCGCGAGCUGGCUUUCCAGAUCCGCAACGAGUACAACCGCUUCUCCAAGUACAUGCCCGAGGUCCGCACCAGCGUCUUCUACGGCGGUACCAAGGUCACCGAGGACAUUGCGAUUCUCCGCAGCCCGGAGACGCACCCCCACAUUGUUGUCGGCACCCCCGGUCGUUUGAACGCCCUUGUUCGCGAUAAGCACCUGCGUCUCGGCAGCGUCCGGAUGUUCGUGCUCGACGAGUGCGACAAGAUGCUGGAAGGAGUUGAGAUGCGCCGUGAUGUCCAGGACAUUUUCCGCGCCACUCCCCGCCAGAAGCAGGUCAUGAUGUUCUCGGCCACUCUGUCCCAGGAGAUCCUGCCCAUCUGCCGCAAGUUCCUGCAGAAUCCCACGGAGCACCUUGUUGAGGAUCACGUCGAGCUGGCCCUUGACGGCGUGCGGCAGUUCCAUAUUUUCCUGCCGGAGGACAAGAAGAUCCGCAAGCUUGUGGACAUUCUUGACCAGCUGGACAUCAACCAGGUCAUGGUCUUCGUCAAGAGCCGUGGCCGCGCCGAGCAGCUGUCCAAGGUGCUGGAGAAGUUCAACUUCCCCACCUGCUACAUCCACGGUGAUAUGAAGCAGGAGGAGCGUGACGCCGUUUACAAGAAGUUCAAGAAAGGCGACACCCUGCGUGUCUGCGUUGCCACUGACAUUUUCGGCCGUGGUGUCGACUUUGAGCGCAUCAACCUGGCCAUCAACUACGACAUGCCCAAGGAGGUCGCCACGUACCAGCACCGUGUCGGUCGUGCUGGUCGUUUCGGUACCAACGGCGCCGGUAUUUCGUUCCUCAGCACUGAGGAGGACAAGGAGAGCUUCAAGGCUGUUGAGGAGUACUUCAAGAAGACCUUCCCUGAGUACCCCGAGGAGGGCCUUAAGCUCAAGGACGGCGGCAACACUGCUGGCGCUGAGGAGGCUGCUGCGAAUUAA